AACAAAUGUUACUUGGCAAAAAUAAAAGAACAUCUCAUACAAAUGCCUCUGCUUUUUAAUCAGACGUUUAUCUCAUUAACGCUUGCAGUGCCCUGUAUUUUACAUGUAUAUCGAUGCUUCAGUCAAAAGUGGCUGAAAGUUAUUUUAGACUUAGGAAAAACCCAAAGAACACAAGUACAAUUUGACUCAAUGCUUGCCAGUAGAAUCUUACGUGCUGCAACAGUUUCAGAAGAUAUAUUUUGAAAUAGAUUUAGUGAUAUCCGAAACAAGUGGAUAAUUCAGAUCACCGAGCCCUCCUGACUCUCUGUCUCUUUGGACCCUCGCAAGAUGCGAGAACUACAUGAAAAUGAAGACAAACGUUACAUUGUGUUAGAGAUACUUGGAUUAAUGAAUAAAGAAUCACGUGUUCUUGAGGAGACAAAUUUAAUAAAUUAUGAAUCCGUUCUUAAGCUCAAGUUCUUCCUAAAGUAAAGCCAUAUCAAAUUGCAAAUUAUAGUGUCAACAAAAACUUAAACGUGAUAACCAUUUCUAAAAAAGCUGUGGCGACAAUGUAUUUUCCUGGUGUAGGGGGGAGGAAAUUUUGGUUUCCUUUUAGCUUCUCAAAUUCUUCUUAAUUUUGGUUUUAAAAGAAAAGUCUUCAAUCUCUAUAAUAUGCAAAAAAAAAGAACAGAAAUUCAAUAAAGACCAGAGCUUAUAUAAGUCAGUGAAUGUGAAUAUCGAAUAGAGGAGAACUAAUUCACCUAGACUUAUCGUGACUAGAUAAUUCAGCACGUCAACUCCUUUCCUUCGUACAUACACAAAAUACUGAAAUUUUGAGAUCAUGGUGAUUAAUUUUGUGUUUAUGUAGUAUUUUCUAAGAAAUAUACUCUCUUUGUUUCCAAAGUAAAAUUUUCUAGAGUAUUUACGCUUCUUAAAGAUUUAAUAAAUGUUUAUAAUUUAAUUUAUUUUUAAUUUUAUUAUACAAUUUCCAAUAACUUUCCACCAAUAAAAUUUAAUAAAUUCAAAUAUUCUCAAUUAAUGUUUUUCAAAAGUAUAAAAAGAUAUCUUAACAAUAUAGAAAUUUUUUCUUUGUGAAACAAGAAAAUAAUCUAAAAAAUAUUACUUUCAGGAACGGAUGAAAUAUAUUUUGGCUGUUUUAUAAAUUUUUGAGUUAUUAGCAACUUUUACAUUAUUAGUCACUUAAAUAUCCUAGUGUUUUGUACUAAUUUAUGUUAUUCGAAACAAAUUAAUGUAGAUUACAUUUCUUUAAUUUAUUAUCUUGCUAUAUAUACUGUGAAUCGUUGGAGAAAUAUAUAUAUAUAUAUAUAUAUAUAUAUAUAUAUAUAUUAACAUUAGGAAUUCAUUAAGGUACGUAAAAUCUCCAAAAGGAAAUCACAUAUCUAUUUUCUUCUCAAUGUUUACUGAGAUCAUAAUGGUGAUGCUAUUUAUAUGUUCGCAAGCUCUGCAACAAAAUAAAGAACCGACUUAUUUGAUAAGACCAUUUACAAGAAUUACAAUUCAAAAUAAUAAUGAAUAUCUUUUGGGAGUCCAUUGCAAAUCAAAAGACGACGAUAUCGGUUUUCGUAGUCUUAAAAAGGGUGAAAAAUAUAGUUAUAAGUUUCAUAUUAAUUUUCCAAAUAGUACACUCUUUUUCUGUAGAUUCAGCCGUGGACUAAUAAACAAAGGUGUUUUCGACCUUUACGUAGUUGAUAGAGAUUACAACAGAUGUACAAAGUGUUUGUGGAAAGCAGAAAAAGAUGGUCUUUAUGGAAAUGGCGAGUUCCCAAAACUAGCUCUUGUGUUUUUUAAAUGGAUAAAGUAAAUAUCAAAUUGUGUUGCUUUAAAAAUGUAAUGGAAGUAUGGAAUUUAUUAAAAUAUUGAUAAAAAUAAAAAUAAAACUGAUUAAAAUAUAAAUAAAACGACCUAUAUGUCCUAAAUACUUAUAUAUAUAAGUUUUGUUUUAUCUACUUGUUAUGUUUUCAAACCGUUAGAGCAUCAUUAGUGGUUAUAUACUCUUUUGAGUCUCUUAUCAUUUAUAUAUAACUAUAAUUUUAAAAUUAAAUGAUAAAAAUAAAAAAUAAA
This is a messenger RNA of Brassica napus (rape), 2061 nucleotides long. RefSeq names its product S-protein homolog 27-like. The transcript has a single exon. Bases 1394 to 1801 code for a protein of 135 amino acids. Lineage: Eukaryota; Viridiplantae; Streptophyta; Magnoliopsida; Brassicales; Brassicaceae. The record is from RefSeq and is a predicted model, not a curated record.